AUGGAACAUCAAAUCGCUGGUGAAAUUCACACUAUAGUUCGGAAAUAUUUUCGUUUACUCUGUCUACAAGGUCGUUCACUGGAACCAUACGCAACACAAAACGAAUUCCUCUCACUAAUAAAGCCAACACUAACUGACACCAUAACCCUGCAUUUACCGUGCAACGGCAGCAAACAUGUAUGUGUGAUCUCGAAAUUCGUCGCCCGCGACGAAAUAUACGUAGCAUAUGUAGGGCACCUACAAAGAGAACUUGCAAAGGUGACGCGGUUCUACUCGUAUCAUUGUUCUCGUCAGCAUUGUGAUCAGAAUGAUCGAAAGAAAGUAGAGCGCGCGAUGGAAAAACGGAAGAAAAAGACGAGAAAUUUUAGUUGGUAUGGUGGUAGAAAGAAUAGGGAUAAUGGUCAUGGUGAUGAGGAGAAACGUGAUUUGGUGUUAACGGAGUUGGUGGAAGCGAAUUGGGUAACUCAGAAAAUCGAGUUGAAGUACGCGGAUCCAUUCAAAGAGUAUUUGUUUGUCAUGUUUGAUAAAGAGAGUGGCAGAUUUAUGGAGGUGUUUGGUGAAAUGUCCGAAGAACCAAUCUCAGAAACAACAUUCGAAGACGUGAUAACGCUCUGGAUUGCUGUUCUAAUUUGGAUAGUUCAAUUCCUCACCACCGGUGCCAUACACCGUCAAACAUCACGAAUUACCGGGAAAAUUGGGGGUGUCUUAAUACAAUAA
This is a messenger RNA of Ambispora leptoticha, 717 nucleotides long. The record is from the annotation of a GenBank genome assembly. Lineage: Eukaryota; Fungi; Glomeromycota; Glomeromycetes; Archaeosporales; Ambisporaceae.